Molecule: messenger RNA, 1105 nt
Organism: Lathyrus oleraceus (garden pea)
Lineage: Eukaryota; Viridiplantae; Streptophyta; Magnoliopsida; Fabales; Fabaceae
Product: zinc transporter ZTP29
Exons: 9
Coding region: 47-871 (274 amino acids)
Biological process (GO): zinc ion transmembrane transport
Cellular component (GO): membrane
Molecular function (GO): zinc ion transmembrane transporter activity
Source: RefSeq, a predicted model, not a curated record
CUUUUCAAAACUCAUUUAUAUUUUCUUUUGCAUUCUUGUCAUCCUCAUGGAUUCUCAAUUCUUGCUUGGUAUUGCACUUUCAUCCAUUGGUGGCUUUAGCACUUCCAUUGGUGCACUUUUUGUAAUUAUGAGUAAAACUCCAAGUUUGAGGAUGCUUGGACUAUUACAGGGAUUUGCUGCUGGUUUAAUGCUGAGCAUAUCAUUCUUUGAUCUUGCUCAUAAUGCCAUAAACUCACUCGGCUUCCUAAGAGGCAACCUUUGGUUUUUUUCUGGUGUCAUAUUCUUUGCUAUUGUUGCCAACUUUAUUCCAGAACCAAACGUUCCUCCUCCUGAUAAGAGAAACAAAAAGGUUGGUAAUGAAGAAAACAAGAACACCAUGAGAAAACAUCGCCGCCAGGUUUUAUACAGUGGAAUCAUUACAGCCAUAGGUAUAAGUUUACAUAAUUUUCCAGAAGGCAUGGCAGUGUACCUUGGAUCCAUGAAGGGUCUUCGUGUUGGUCUUAACCUUGCAUUGGCGAUUGCUCUACACAAUAUCCCUGAGGGUGUUGCGGUUGCACUUCCGGUUUAUUUUGCAACAGAGAGUAAAUGGCAGGCAUUCAAAUUGGCAUCACUUUCUGGCUUAGCCGAGCCCUUAGGUGUUGUUAUUGUUGCAUGUCUAUUUCCUACGAGCCUAAAUCCUGAAAUUCUCGAGGGUUUGCUGGCAUCAGUUGGUGGUGUUAUGGCUUUUCUAACCCUUCAUGAAAUGCUGCCAUUGGCUUUUGAGUAUGCCGGACAGAAACAAUCUGUUAAGGCUGUCUUCUGCGGAAUGGCUUUCAUGUCUGCGAGCCUGUAUUUUCUGCGUUUGAGUUUACCAGAGGACAAUGGUGUGUAGCUAAAGAUGUGUUCAGAAUGAGAGUUAUACAUACUUUCAAUGAUAAUAGUGUGGAACACUCAAGAAAGGAUAACGUAGGAAUUUAGGAUAUGUUUCUCCUCCCAUUACAUUACAAAGAAGAUGAAAAAAAGUAGUGUAGUUUGGUUACUUUUUCAAAACUAGUGUGAUGCACAAGGGAAUUAUAUAUGUACAGUUAUUGAACUUGUGAUAAUCAGAAUAAAAUAAGAUUACAUA